Messenger RNA from Talaromyces rugulosus, 3909 nucleotides. RefSeq lists its product as uncharacterized. Gene Ontology annotation, biological process: dynein-driven meiotic oscillatory nuclear movement; microtubule cytoskeleton organization; maintenance of protein location in cell cortex. The transcript has 2 exons. The record is from RefSeq and is a predicted model, not a curated record. NCBI's taxonomy places the organism in Eukaryota, Fungi, Ascomycota, Eurotiomycetes, Eurotiales, Trichocomaceae. The coding region runs from base 1 to 3909 and encodes 1302 amino acids. Gene Ontology annotation, molecular function: phospholipid binding; tubulin binding. Gene Ontology annotation, cellular component: mitochondrion; cell cortex.
AUGGAUAUCGAUGCGUUUCCGACGCCGCCCUCGGCGUCCACGACUUCGAGAAAUAUACUUCACCAUCGACGAAACUCCUCCGGGGCCAUAUCGUCCUCACCGUCUUCACUGCCUCUGCAACGUCUUCCUCCUGAUCACGAUGACCAUGAAAGUGGUGUCGAAACAGCCGAGGACGACACUCUGUCACCUCUUGACCCCCGUCGGUUUACCCCAACCCUACACGCCAAUCUGGUCUCGGAAAUCCUUUCUUUAAGGAGGGAACUCGAGAGCAAGGGCAAGGAAAUCGACCAUUUGGAGUCGAGCUUGGACGAAUCGAGAAAUGAAAACGAAACUCUCGGCGAGAGCGUAUCAAGACAUGCCAAGGAGAACCGCUCUCUUAAAAAGCAGAUGAAGCUGCUGGAAGGCGGCACUCUCUCGGCUUUGGGUGAUAUUGCCAAAGAGCGUGAUGAAGCUGUUGAGAAUAUUGCCGAGAUCCGGAAAAGGUUGGACCAAUCCCAAAAGAAGGUCAAGAGCCAAGAAGAAGAAGCGGACAGAACCCAGAUGCUGUGGGAGCGAGACCGACAAAAUUGGGAUAACGAGAAAAGGACGUGGGAGAGAAAAGUGCAUGUGGCUGAGAAUAGGCUCAAGGCCGUUUUGAACGAAGUCGCAGCGGCGCAAGCAGCGAAUGAGUUCCGGGCAAACAACAACGAGGGAGGCGGAGAGAGAGAUGGAAACAUGGAUAGUCCUGGCAUUCGGCCAAGUAGCGCCUUCGACAAGCGGCGCGCCAGUACUACCAGUUACGGCAGCGACUACGACAACGAGCCAAUAAACAGUGGUCGCUUUUCUUCCAUGAGUCUGAUUAAUUCUGCUGGUUUGAAGGGCAAUGGCCUUAACCUGGCCGAUGAACUAGACUUUGAUGAGGAAGCUGAAGAAGAGUACAUGGGCAACGAAUUAUUGUUUGACGAACGACCAACCUCUGUUGCUUCACAGGUUUCGUAUACCAUGGCCUCAAAGGCACGGAAAAUCCUUGGGUUAUCGAAUGGGCACGCCAACCGCGCCAACAUGUGUACCGUGGAAACAUACCAACUGCCUGAGGUAGCCUUUGAACGCAUUGAGCCUGAACUGAAAUACGAAUACAAAGAUGCCGGCGUACAGUAUACCCCUCCUCCCUCGCCUCCUUUGCGCCCGAGUGGGUCUGAAGCUGUGCUCGAUAAGACCGAGGACAUAUAUCCCAUUGCUGCACCUCCUUCACCUCCGUCACCACCUCAAAUGAAGGAUGCAAGUGUAGGGACAUGGUCUACAGAAAUGAUAUCUACAUCUUGCCAAACCGUUGACUUGCCCAGCCCACCUGGAACUCCCAGAUCGGUUACUGAAAAAGGACCUGAACCAGCAAAAUCUGUGAUGAUGUCCGCGUCUACUCAGACUGAGACGGAGGAGAUUGAGGAUCAGGAGUUGAUUAUUAGAGAAGCGGGCGCAUUUGAUCCAGCAAAUCUUUCUGCUGUGCCAGUCAUCACUAUCAUUCCUCCAGGAUCCGAGCCUACCUCGCCAAGAAACAGUGUCGUUUUGCCGCCGCACACGAAAAGCAUUUCAUGCCAGACUGACGCUGCGUUGUCUCAUGACAUGCGCUCUGUUUCCAUGCAGACGGAAGAGAUUAGAAUCGACAAGCGCCCUAUCAAGCUUCCCGCAAGCCUCCUUCCUUCAGCAAUUAACGAUCAGCCAAUCACAAAAACCGAGAAAGAUGGCAGCUCGAUACCUUUCAUCUCCCCCCCUCCCCGCUCGCCAUAUCGAAAAGCUUCUCAGGCGAGCGUGGACAGCAUGGAACAAGAAGAGAAGAGCAAACAGCCAGAUCAUGCCCAGGGCCUUCCUGAUCGAAAAUCGUCCCAGACGAGCCUGGAUGCUACAGAAAAGAAAACCAUGGGCAAACGACCAGAUCUUGUCCAGGCAUAUCCAGGCAACAACGACAAUGGCCCACUGGCAGAAAACGACAACUUUGACAUACGACGACCGUUCCGCUCAAGCAGUCUGUUCGCAGGGUUUGACACAAUCAGCGACGAUGAACAACCGGACCCAGUACCCGACUUGCCUGACGUUUUCAGCGAGGAUGACUUGUUUAACCGUCCAACAGCUUCGUUCACUCUGCGUUCUGGUAGGAUGGUCAGCCGCCGUCCUUUGGAAGACGUCCCCCUGGAAGAAGAAGACGAGUUUGAUAUCGACCUACCUUCGACUCUACAGAAGAGAAGCAACUCCCAGAAGAAGAAAUCCAGACCUCCGCCGCAAAUAACAUCGGGAUCGAAACAAGCUGACAUACGGCGGGCAGCACUGAUUUCCAACGGCGCGGCUGCCCAUCAAAGAACUCGUCCGCGGAGUCCAAGUGAUCCUAGCAUCGACAGUGGCUCAACUGGCACAGCAGCUCGACCUCCGCCUUUCCCUGUUCCUAUCAGACACAGUUCAAGGAACGUCGCAGCUGGUUCUAGCGACGGCGCUCAAAGCCCGACACCUUAUAGCAGUGGGAACAACGCAUCUAUCCGAAAGGCAAGACGCAUCGCGAGACAGCCCACGCUGCGCAAAACUCGGUCCGCUGCCGCAGAUGUGCAGAAAGUCGAUCAGUAUGGCCGGGCUCGCAGUCGGUCCCCUCCUUCGAUCUCUACAGCGCCUGAUAGUCCUCGUUUCCCGGGCCCGUUGCCAAUAGAUGAGAUGCCUCGUGUGAGGCGGCCCCCAAGAAGGAUUCCAUCUAGUCGUCCCAGAUCAGCUUGGUCUCAUACACACACCGUGGAAGAGUCCCCCGAUCAUAUCCAGCCAACAAGCGUUGUAGAUGCCAUUGCCCAAACUAUGGUGGGUGAAUGGAUGUUCAAAUACGUUCGUCGACGGAAAUCUUUUGGCAUGUCAGACACCAAGGAGACAUGGGAGCUUGGUAAGAAUACCACCGAAGAAGUCUCGGCCAAUAUCAACAGCACUGGUGUCCGGCAUAAACGAUGGGUUUGGCUGGCGCCAUAUGAGCGUGCUGUGAUGUGGAGCAGCAAGCAACCCACGAGCGGCCCUGCUCUUUUGGGUAAAAGCGGGCGCAAACUCACCAUCCAGUCUGUGCUAGACGUCAAAGAUGACACGCCAUUCCCCAAAGGCUCAGCUCCGCCAACCCAAUUUAACCGGUCGAUUCUUAUUCUUACGCCUCAACGUGCUCUGAAAUUCACGGCAAUGACGGUUGAACGCCAUUAUGUAUGGCUGACAGCUCUAUCCUUCCUGAGCCAUUCUUCUCUGGGUGCAAACGAACUGAGUACAAUACCGCCCGUUCCCCAGGAAGAAUAUGGAGCGCCGCCUCCUCCAGCCUUGCGUCGCAACCAGAUACGUGAUUCGAUACGAGUCGCCAAGGGAAAACCUCGACCUCAGCCUAGCAAACGAACAUUCACUGGCAAUGUAAUGCCUACGCCUGAAUAUCCCAGUGCCGGAUUCGACCUAGAGCCGAUCAUGGAUGCAGCUGAUCCUCCCAGCGUGCCCCGAUACGGCACUCAUAAUCGCAAGCGCAGCAACACAGCACCCAGGGCUCCUCCACCACCAAAUGCGUUCCGCAGUUUCUCUAGUCACGCGACUCUUCCGUCAAAUUACAGUGUGAUGACGGCUAACUCAUCCGAUAUCUACGCGCCAUCAUCCAUUGGGGCUUCCGGGUUGACCAGUGGGCAAAGCAGCAUCAGCCGUCGGACUUCGGAAGCAAGUGGGCCGUCCAGCAUUGCCACAAACAACUUUUUCGAUGCUGUGGGCACGAUACGCAUGGAGGCUUUUAUUGAUCGCGUUGAAGCUACUUCUGCUCAGAGCCGCGGGCAGCGCAGUCGAGGUCGACGCAGGGGCGAGCCAACCCAUUACGAGCCGGACUUGAUGCGGUCCGAGGCUAGCAGUGAGGUCUUCUAUCGGAACGAUGAUCUAUUUCGCGGAUUCUAG